Molecule: messenger RNA, 4730 nt
Organism: Papilio polytes (common Mormon)
Lineage: Eukaryota; Metazoa; Arthropoda; Insecta; Lepidoptera; Papilionidae
Exons: 10
Coding region: 63-1958 (631 amino acids)
Molecular function (GO): protein binding
Source: RefSeq, a predicted model, not a curated record
UGGAAACAAAAAUGGCGUUGAUUGUUUAACGUCAGUUUGAUGAAAAUGAAAAAUAAAUAAAAAUGUUUGGAUUUGUUAAUAAUGUGUUAUUAUGUUUUGCUGUUGUUCUCAUCAACUCGCAGAUAUGUUUGACAGAACCAUUGUCACCGCCACCAGCGCUGAUGCUGUACAGUCCUGGAGACCUGGAGUACACGGAUAUCCUGGUGAAAAGGGUGCUGGAUAAUUUGACACUGAUAUGUGAACUACGAGGUGAUACCACACCGAGGGUCUAUGUAUGGAAUUAUGUUGGAAAUGGCACUGUAAAUGAAAGGCCGUUCACAACAGAGCCGAGUGGUGCGAGUAACUCAAGCCAGCUGCAGCGCCUGGGGCUUCAGAUAAGUGACAGCGGACACUAUAUGUGUUCAGCACCGCCCUUCAGUGUCACUAAAUAUGUGCUAGUGCAACCUAGAGGUAACAAGUGCGCGCGCGGUGCGUUCGCAUGCGAGUCCCGCUGCGUGCUGGCUAACUACGUGUGCGACGGCUGGCGCGACUGUCUGCACGCGGAGGACGAAGCACCCUCGCUCUGCUCCGCGAGACCUUGUGCACGUAGCGACAAACUGAACUGUUCGUCUGGGCGGUGUAUAUCGGAGGGCGCGUGCUGCCGCGGCGGCGACCCGCUGUGCCGCCAGCCCGACUGCUGCAGCGAACACCCGCGGUACUCACGACUUGAGAGCUACGUGGAGAUGGAAUACCCGCCGCUGUUCGAAGACCAUCACGCCCCGGAUGAGAAUAGCUUCAUCCAAUCCACUAUAUAUACUGUUACAGCGUGUGCGCUGAUCUUCAUGAUAGCGGUGGUGCUGCUGGUGUCGGCUAUCUGCAAGAUGCACAUGAAGCGCGCGGCACUGCGCAGCUACGCGCACGCCGAGCGCGCCACUGCGCACCACUACAACGUGCAGUACGCACAGGCGGCACGUUUCCCUCCGUGUUACGAAGCGUCGAGGUUACUGGAGCAGUCGCGAGAGGCCGCCGCCAGCCCCGCGCAACACGCACAGGAGUCUGAAGCUGGUAGUCCGUGUGAGGAGUGCCCCGACAGCGCCGCGCAGUCUCCCUCCGCGCAGGGCUUCGGCCUCGCGCGCCUCUCGCAAAUAUUCUCCUCCAGAUACAGACAGGUACCGACGCAAUGUUGUGACGUCGAAAUGACUGACGUGCGCUCCUCCUCCCUCACCUCCUCCCCCACCGCCUCCCCCGGCCGCGCCCGCCCCCCCCUGCCCGACUACCGCAGCCCCACCUACUGCGACCUCGCUCACCUACAUCUAGACAACGCCACAGACCUCAAUUAUAUGGCAACACCGGUCGAAUUCUUCAGAAGACGAGCUCUUCGCAGGAACACCCUCGAGAGAGUCAUCCAACAUAUCAACCAAGCACAAAGACCACUAACACUCCAACUAGGUAGGUUCCAACUUAGCAUACCUAGGUUCGGACGCAGAUCUUCCAACGAACCGAGACCAGACACACCGAAUGUUGCAGAAAUCAAUAUAGAAGAUCUAGAUUUCGUGCGUGUACAUUCUAAUGAGACUUAUACACUAAACGGUCGUACUAUAAGACUUUUAGGUGGUAAUUUUGAGAAUUAUCCAGUUUUAGAUGAUUCUGUACGACCACCGCCUUAUACUGAAGCUAUGAGAUACAAGUUAUAUGGACCCCCACCUGAGUACUUAAGUAGGGAACGUUUAAAUAACGUUAGAGAAGUAAAUAACGUUAAUGUUGAUGAAGAAGCUAGAAAUAACGUUGAAAUGCCACCUUGUUAUGAAGAUUUAGCGUCAGGUGUUGAUGAUAACGCUAAUGCAGUUAACGUCACUGAAGUUAUAGCGGAUAACGAUAACGGUAAUACAAUCGAAACUUUAAGUUCAGUUAUUGAUAACUUACCAGCUAUCGACAGUGAUGUUAACGCUAAUGAAACGCUUGUCGAAGUUAAUGAUUAAGUAAAGCGAAGAAACUUAAGAUUUUUUUCUUAUGUUUUUAUAUCUGUUUGGACAGAUUCUGGUCUUUCAAGACUAGCAUACUUAAUAUAAAAGUAUGCGUUUUUUUAUUUACAAUUAGGUAAAAAUCCUUUCAAAUCCUUGCCAAUUAAGGAUCAAAUAAAGUCGUGAUUUUUUUUAAAUCUGUAACUGACUUAAUACGGGUCGAAUUCUGUUAAAUUUAGUGUUGUCAUGUUGAUGUUUUAAAAUUUAUGCCCCUGUCCAUUAGUUGUACUUGAAUAGGUUUUAUUAAUGUUGCCAUAAUUAAUAGUUCUGCACGUGAUUUGUUUUUGCACUCGAUUAAUAAGAUUCUCCUGGUGAUCAGUGUUUUUUUAGUAAUUUUAGUUUGUAAACGCAUUAUAUAUGUAUAUUUUAUUAAAUGGCCCAACAUCACAAUGUAUACAUUUUUUUUUCUUAUAUUGUAAACAAGACAAACUAUUCAAUUUAAUAAUUCGAUAUAUACAAACAUCAGUAAAAUAACAUCGGUGCUAAAAAUUAUAAUGUAUCAUGCUCGAAGGACCAUAUUAAAAACGUAAUUAACAUAUGAAAGUGAACAGGCUCUAUUCAAAGUGGUACUCAUUUUGUGUGUAUAUAUUUAUUUUUAAGAUCUUUAUAUGUUUGUCUGUUAAUAUUUGUUCUGAAGAAAUACUAAUAGAUGGUUAUUUAAAAUUCUUAUUUUAGUCCAUGUACCAUUUUGUACAAGGAAAGUGUAAAAUGUUUAGUUGUUUGGGGUCCUUAGAUAUGGAAAUAUCUCCAGUCUCCAUCCCCUUUAAGAGUAGCGGCAGCUUCGCUAUUAUGGCGAAUUGUUACGAUUUUGUUAAACUAUAGUUGCAUUGCAAGCUAUCGAAUUAUUUUUUUGUAUGGGGUACAAAAAAUUAUUCAAUAUAUUUUUUGUGAUUUUUUUUCUUUUCUUAAAGUUGGUUAGUAUUUCUUCACUAUAUGUGAUUUGUUAAGUGAAAUAAGAUAUAGUUUUGUAUAACGAGUAUAAUUUUGCUAGGAAUUGGCCAGUUGUUUUAGUAAUUUUUGGUACUUAACCACAAGGAUACGCUAUUGCUAUCCCAUACUAUAUUUUUUUAGAAAUUAACGUAUGAAAAAAAAUAUUUUUUGGACUUUAAAAAGGAUUUUGUAUCAAUAAAUCUGAAAUAUUAGUGGUCAUGUAUUUUUUUUGUCCAAAAAGUUCUUGCCAUUUUCUUUUUAAAAAAUUAUGCAUUUAGAAGGAGAAAAAAAUGCGACAUAGCAAAAAUUUUAUAUAAACACAAAUAUUUUUUGCACAAUUUUUCUCUUGUAAAGUAAGUUUUGUGUAGAUUUUAAAUAUUUGGACACUUAAAAUUAUAUUUUUUGCAAAUUUUUAGGUUAUUUUUUAUAAACAAUCUUAAUAUAGAGAUACAACGAUACAAAUCCGACCAAAUAAUGCUUUAUAAUGCGAAGUGACAUUUGACAGCUUACGGAACCAGUGUUGCUAGUUUUUUCUGAAAGCAAACUUUAUUAAGAACAAUAUUAAAAAUGUUUAAAGGGUGUAAUUUUUUUUAUUAUACACAGAUUUAGUAUCUGUGCCAUUUUUUAUAAAGUGAAAAGAAAAUUAAAAAAAAAAUAUCAGGUAAAAAAUCCUCUACGUUAUGAAAUUGUUACUAACGUUAAAUAAAUGCUCUUUUACUUUGACAGGAAAUAUUAAUAAUGAUUUAUGAAAAAUGGCACAACUGCUAAGUAUGGUUAAGUUAAAAUUAAGUAUAUUUAGACAAUUGUAAAUACGCUCUUACUGUAAGAACACGCUUACACACGAAACAAAUAUUAACUUGGCAAUGCGGCAAUGCUCUUUCUCUGUCGCACCUACGGCGUCAUGCGUUCGUCGCGUUCACUCACUGUACAACUUCCGACGCAAUUUGUUUGGGUUUUUUAAAUAAAUGCAACAUAAUUUAAAACAGUAAUCGUUUAUAGCCCAAUUAAAACAAAAAAAUAGAUUAUCUUACAUCUAAAAUUAAACGGUUCUUUGCCCUUCCUCUACAAACUAUGGUUAAAUCCCUUACUUUUGUAAAGAAACAAAUAUAAAAAUGCUAUUUUUGUGAUUUAAUGUUUAGGUUAUUUUAAAACCAAUUAAGAGAAACACCAAUUAGGGCAGGACCCAUAAUUUUUAUUACCUUCAAACCCAAAAAUCAAAUCACAAUGUGAUUUUACUGGAACAAUAAUUAUUAACAUAUCACAUAAUAUUAAUAUUUAGCUUUAUAAAUAAUUAUAAUACAUAAAUAUAUAAUCUAUAGAUCUAAUCGAAAUGUUUAGGUUUGUAAAAGAUUGUUAAAAUUUGCCUCAAAAAGAGCAUAAAACUGAGGCAUAAAAAGGCCUUUUAUGCCUCACUUUUAUACUCCAGUUUAUAGAUUAUACAUCUAUGAUCCAUGUUUUCAUUCAAAUAAUAUAAACAGUACUCCAAAAACGUAAUAAUAUGGCAAUACUGACAAUAAAUAGAGUAAUCUGACAUAUUUUUAAAACAUAUUUUGUAUGCUGCAUAUAUAUUUUAUUUAAAUGUUUGCAAGUUAUUAUGAAGUUUUUUGGGAACGCUUUUUGCCAGCGCCGGGUCCACUCGCGAAUAUCACGUACACGUAUUAAUGUAAGUUCUUUUAACAUACCCAAUAUUAUCUUAAAAGUAUAUUUCUAAUUGAAUAUUCAAAAUGUAAGGAUUUUUUCAGGUUACAAAAGAGUACAGUGCGAUUCAAACUUUAAGGCAGCUUGAGUUCCGAGUGUUAA